AUGAGGAAUACUCGGCAACAGCUGAAGCUCGCGGUGGAAACUCCGAUUAUAGCAGAGGCGGAGCCAGCGCGAUGUCGAGGCGGUGGUGCCUGCACUGCAGACGUCAACCUGUGCGGAGCUAAAGAAGAGACGCCAUUGAUACGUCGGACUGCCACGCGAGCCCUGGGGGCACUACUGCGACCAAAGUUCAGCCACAGCUCGAGCCUGUUAUGCCACAAGCGGACACACAAGGGCGAGAAGCCCCAUAAGUGCGAUGCAUGUACGGGAGAGUUCAACGAGAGGACGGGGCUGCGGCGUCACAGGCGAACUCACACGGGAGAGAAGCUCUAUAAGUGA
This is a messenger RNA of Ornithodoros turicata, 336 nucleotides long. RefSeq names its product zinc finger protein 14-like. Bases 1 to 336 code for a protein of 111 amino acids. The transcript is spliced from 2 exons. The record is from RefSeq and is a predicted model, not a curated record. Gene Ontology annotation, biological process: regulation of transcription by RNA polymerase II. Gene Ontology annotation, molecular function: RNA polymerase II cis-regulatory region sequence-specific DNA binding; DNA-binding transcription factor activity, RNA polymerase II-specific. NCBI's taxonomy places the organism in Eukaryota, Metazoa, Arthropoda, Arachnida, Ixodida, Argasidae.